GAAUAAGUUGCUCAUUCUAUCUAUUACUGUCAUCAAUAUCACCAAUCAAAGGGUGAAUAGGGUGCAAUUUUGUUUUUGUAAGAUUAUUGCCAUGUGAUGUUCACUCGGUAAGCGUGUGAUGAAAGGUCAUAAGAAACAAGUCUUCAACCAUUACUUAUCACUGUUUGUAAGCGGUAAUGAAUAGAUUUGGAGUGAAUUUAAAUUGAAUCUUAAGCUGAAACACUAAUCGUAAGAUUCAUUUGAAUAGAAGGACAAGAAUUGAUUGGGCAGAUUAAUUCGAGUUUUAUUAUAAUUUCAAGUGAUACAUAGUCAAUUAUUACAACAGUGUGAAAAAUUUACGGCAUUUGCAUUAAACCAGAAAUUACAAUCAAACAUAACUACAAAGUAUGUAUGUAUAGGCAAAUGAUAAAAUUUCAAAGCAUUACCGUAAAAUCAAUUACUUGGUUGUUGCAGAGCUAAAACCUAGCUCAGUGAGCAUUCGAACCACAGUUCAUAGGACAGAAAUUAAGACAGUGUAAAGUACAAUGCAAUACAGAAUGCAGAUAUCUGUGCCAUAGGUCAUGAUGUGUUUCAAUCGUCAUUUAUCUAUCAAGUAUCAGUAUAUUUAAGAAAAAACUUGAAUGAAUCAGUCAUGUCAUGGAACGACUAUGAAUAGAAAUUAUUUGAAUCUAGGUGAUCAUUUUAUUCAUGGAGGUCACGUAUUUUGAAAGUAUCUAAAUCAUAUGAUAAAAGAUUCUCUAGAUGGACCUUGAGGGUUUUGGCAAAAAUUCAGUGAAAAUUCUUGGGCUACUUUUCGUUAUCACAACUGUGCUAACAGCUACACAUUCUCAAGACGAGAUAAUUAAGCUGUAUACCAGUGAGGAUGAUACGUACGACGAAGAAUAUGCUUCAAUAAAUGGUGGAGAAGAUGAUAAAAAUCUCAGAGAAGGUGCUUCUGAGCCUGUGGGAGAACGAAGUGCUCACCCAACAACGAAAUGCGACGAAAAUCAGUUAAUGGCUUUUUUGGCUGAACUACAAGUAAUAAACCCGGAGAGUCUUUUACUCAUUGCAUCAUAUAAAGAUCUGGAGAACCUUUGUAGGAGGAUUGCUGGUAAUUUGGAUUCCAUUGAUUCUUUUAUACAAACCUGUGUACCUUUGCCACAAGAUCAUCUCUACAUGCAACUGAUUGCAGGACUCCGUAUUCUCAGUACUAAGCUAUGUGUGGAAUCCAAUUACCAAAAAAGCUAUAGAAACUAUCUGACUUGUUUCCACGAGCUUCAUGCCGAAUAUACGGAUUGUGCUGGCCCAGCUGAUUGGACAGAAAAUAUGGAUCGUAGUGAACUAUGCAAAGAGUAUAAACUAAUAUCAGAUUGCUAUUACACAAAGACUGCAAUGCUCUGUGGCAUAAAGGCAGCUGAAAUCAUGAAGGAGCUCGUAGUUGAAGUAGUAGACAGGAUUAUUGACGCGAAGUGUCCGAAUCUCCAGAAUAAUCCUGUUGUCCUGAAUGCAAUGUCUGAAAAAGCUUCGUCGUACGCAUCUCUUCCCAAGUGUUUCGGACGUAACCUCAGUCUUACAAUAUUCACCAUCACCACUGUUGUUACUCUGUUACUAUCGUAGGAUUUUUCAGGUCACCAUUCCUGGAUAUAAUUGUCCUUGUAUCUAUGUAAAACGAAUAAAAUUUUGAGAUCAUGGA
Messenger RNA from Athalia rosae (coleseed sawfly), 1672 nucleotides. RefSeq lists its product as uncharacterized. The transcript has 7 exons. The record is from RefSeq and is a predicted model, not a curated record. NCBI's taxonomy places the organism in Eukaryota, Metazoa, Arthropoda, Insecta, Hymenoptera, Athaliidae. The coding region runs from base 742 to 1596 and encodes 284 amino acids.